CCCGAGACAUCCUCCAGAGCCGUCGGGUCUCAGAGAUUCCCGAUUUUCCCGAGGGUCAGCUCACAAUACCCCUCCCUCAGCACUGUUGCGCCCCGCGCGCCCGACAAGGCUGGCCCAGAGGGCGUGUGCCUGUUUCUGCGCAACGAGUUCAAAAAGAUGUUCCCGAACGAGACGUUCGACCGCCGUGCACCGCUGGACGAGUGGAUGAACCGCGUGCUGAAAGGGGUCGGCGCGUUCAAGCACAACAUCAUUGAGGAUUUGGACUUCCUGGAGGUCUUCAGCGGCCACGGCGGCGCGAGCGCAGCGGUGCGGAAGGUGAGGAGAUCCCGCGGACGUUGCCUACGCGACUGACGACGUCUCCAGAGAUCCACGAGCUGGCGA
This is a messenger RNA of Prorocentrum cordatum, 381 nucleotides long. The record is from the annotation of a GenBank genome assembly. Lineage: Eukaryota; Dinophyceae; Prorocentrales; Prorocentraceae.